Molecule: messenger RNA, 2022 nt
Organism: Drosophila melanogaster (fruit fly)
Lineage: Eukaryota; Metazoa; Arthropoda; Insecta; Diptera; Drosophilidae
Gene: Kdm4A
Product: lysine demethylase 4A
Exons: 4
Coding region: 73-1560 (495 amino acids)
Biological process (GO): circadian behavior; chromatin remodeling; DNA-templated transcription
Cellular component (GO): nucleus
Molecular function (GO): histone H3K36me2/H3K36me3 demethylase activity; histone H3K9me2/H3K9me3 demethylase activity; metal ion binding
Source: RefSeq, marked reviewed
UUCUUGUUAUCUGGUCACACUAGGCAAAGGAGAUUCGUUUCGCUUGCUUAAUUUUUUUGCUGCUCCUUCAAUAUGUCCACGAGAUCUUCAUUCGCCGAUGAAGAGCAGAACAAAGUGCCCCGUAUCAUGACCUUCCGUCCCAGCUACGAGGAGUUUCAAAAUUUUUCCGCCUACAUUGAGUACAUUGAGUCUCGGGGAGCACACUUAGCCGGCUUGGCCAAAAUCCAACCACCUGCGGAAUGGGUGCCCCGAAAGUCGGGCUACGACAUAGACAACAUCAACAUGACCAUUCCAGCGCCGAUUUGCCAAGUAGUCACUGGGGCGCACGGGGUGUACCAGCAAAUCAACAUCCAGCAGCGCCGGCAGAUGACCUUGCGCCAAUUCAUGGAGAAGGCCAACUCGGAGCUGCACCAGACACCGAGGCACUUCGACUACGACGAUCUGGAGCGCAAGUACUGGAAGAACAUCACCUACAUAUCGCCACUGUAUGCAGCCGAUGUCAAGGGAUCGCUGAGUGAUGAAGACCUUGACGUUUGGAACAUUGGACGCUUGGACACCAUAUUAAACUUGGUCAACACUGACUACAACAUAAUCAUCGAUGGGGUAAACACGGCUUACCUCUACUUUGGCAUGUGGAAGAGCUCUUUUGCCUGGCAUACCGAGGACAUGGAUCUGUAUUCUAUUAACUAUCUGCAUUUUGGAGCACCCAAAACCUGGUACGCCAUUCCGCCGGCGUAUGGCAGACGUCUGGAGAAGCUGGCGAACGAAACCUUCUCUGAGAACUACCAGGAAUGCAAUGCCUAUCUUCGCCAUAAGAUGACCAUGAUCAGUCCGAAGGUGCUGCGCCAGCACAACAUACCUUACAACAAGAUCACGCAGGAAGCGGGCGAAAUCAUGAUUACAUUUCCCUUCGGCUACCAUGCCGGGUUCAAUCAUGGCUUCAACGGCGCCGAGUCGACCAACUUUGCGUCGAAGCGUUGGAUCGAGUACGGCAAGCGGGCUAGUAUUUGCCGAUGCCGCAGCGACAUGGUUAAGAUCUCGAUGGAGACCUUCGUACGCCGUUUCCAGCCAGAGCGAUACGAUAAUUGGCUGAAAGGUCAGGACAUGGGCUGUCAUCCCGAGGAGCCGGGUAAAAUAUGCGCUGCAGCACCACCCACUUUGAAUGAGUACGAGAAACAGGAAAACUUACGUGCAGCCAAAUCCGAAGAAGAAUCUCCGCAGAAGCGAGGCUGCUCGCUGGCCGGCAAUGGAUGUGAACGAAACGCGGAGUCCGCCGAGGAUGUCGACGAUAAGGCCAGUGUGAGCAGCUAUAGCAGCUGCCGCCAGCUGCAGCCAGUUGUCAAACUACGCAAACUCCCAACCAUUGCGUCUGUACCUGAACCAUCUUCCGCCCCCAAGAGAUACGACUUCAAUACUGAGGCUGUGGUGCGCGUAAAGCGCCUAUGGAAUGAACUGCCCUGUCCGGAUCGAGGGGCCAACCUGCUCACCAACGGUGUAGUAAAGAAUACCAAACGAAUGCGCUUCCAGACAAAAGUACUCACACUUGACGACGAGGAUUGAGGAUUCCAGAUGUGGCACUGCUUGCUGGCAGUUUUUGAUCUCCUUGUUAGAUUUUCGCGCCGCAGCAAUCAAAGAUCUAGUAGUGAUAUUCUUUGGUAAAUUUUUAUACAUUUUAAGAGGACAUGACGACAUAACUAAGAAGAUAUGUGUGUAUAAUUUAGAAGACAAGCAAAUUCGUGCAAACAAAUAUGUAAAUCUUUAAGCUGUAGCUGUAGGGCAGACUGAAUUUGUCCGUUCACAUUUUAAUUUAACAAGUGUCUGUUCCCACCGAAAGAAGUAUUGCAACACAAUUUAAAUCUGAAAAUGCCAAAAUCAUUUUUUAAAGAACACCCUAAAGGCCAAUGUCUAUAAUCACACAGAUAUAUCGUUUAAUAAUUUGAUAUGUUAUGACAUGUGUAAAAUUCUUUGCAACCAAAAGAGAAACGCCCACUAAAUUGGCAACCAUUUUUAAGGAACUAUCAG